This is a messenger RNA of Rotaria sp. Silwood2, 531 nucleotides long. Lineage: Eukaryota; Metazoa; Rotifera; Eurotatoria; Philodinida; Philodinidae. The record is from the annotation of a GenBank genome assembly.
AUGGCUGAAAGUCUUCAACGUAAUACGAAUGGUUGGAUAGACACUGCAAAAGAUGUUUUAACUGCUGUAAUUGAUGUCGGCGGUUUAGAACAAAUAUGCAGACCAGCAAUCAACGCUGGUAUUCUUAAAUCUGAUGAUGUGUCUCGUGCGACUCAUCAUGUGAUAUCGCUUGGUGAAACAUUAAAAAGAGCCUAUAAUCGGGCAUGUGAUAACGCUGUGAAGAAUUCUAAUGAAUUCUUAUUAUCAAUUGAAAAUAAUGAAAAUGCAAGUACAAACGCAACAGUACAAAGAGCAGUAAAACAACAUCGAAACGACGUGAAAGAAUUUCAAGAAGGUAAAGUCAAUGUCGAUAUACCUUAUCAAAGUCAUAUUAAACUAAGACAAACAAUUAAACAAGUCGAAUCAAAUCAACAAUCUGACGUACAUAAGAAAGCAGAACAAUCUAGUAGAGCUUGGAAUUUAGCAAAAUCUCUCGGGAUAAUUGUCUUAACCGCUUGUAUCAUUGUUGGGAUGGUUCUUUUGAAACGGUGA